AUGGCGAGCAAUGAAGAGUGUAUUUUGGUCACUGGAGGAUCCGGCUUUGUAGGUACCCAGUGCAUUAUCCACUGCUUGACUGCAGGCUACCGAGUGAAAACGACAGUACGGUCGCUAGACCGUAAAGAAAGCGUUCUACGCACACUUCAAGCUGCAGGUGCUCCAAAGCCGGAAAGCGUCUCAUUUGUGGAGGCCGAUCUUACCAAGGACGAUGGCUGGAAAGAAGCGGUCCAAGAUUGCAGUUAUGUCCUCCACGUUGCUUCCCCCUUUCCAACCGAGGCACCAAAGCACGAGAACGAUCUGAUCAUUCCCGCCCGGGAUGGUACGCUCCGUGUAUUACGGGCGGCCAGAGAUGCUGGAGUGAAGCGUGUUGUUAUCACAUCGUCCUUUGCCGCAAUGGGCCAUGGUCAUCGCAACCGGGACCCGACGAAACCGUUUACCGAAGAAGAUUGGACUGACGUUAAUGGGCCAGGAGUAGGGGCUUACGAGAAGAGCAAGACAUUGGCCGAGCGCGCCGCAUGGGACUUCAUCGAGAAAGAAGGGGGCAGUCUGGAACUGUCUGUCGUGAAUCCGGUCAGUAUAAUGGGGCCUGUUCUGGGCUCAGAUACAUCUACUUCCAUCGAAGUCGCCAUUCGGAUGCUGAAUGGUGCGGUGCCGGGAUGCCCCAAUAUCGAGUUCGGCAUCGUCGAUGUUCGAGAUGUGGCGGAUCUACAUCUGCUCGCUAUGACCCAUCCCAAGGCUAAAGGGGAACGAUUUUUGUGUAUGGCACCGCCAGCAAUGUCAAUCAAGGACAUGGCUUUGACUUUCCACGAAAGGCUGGGUCCGAAAGCAAGAAAGGUGCCGACAAGAACUAUCCCAAACUUCGUGUUGAGGUUUCUUGGGCUGUUUGACUCUGGAAUCGCUCUGGUCGUUCCUUUUCUGGGUGAAUCUCGUCCUGGCUCGAAUGAGAAGGCUAGAACGCUACUCGGCUGGAACCCCCGCUCGAAUGCUGAUGCAGUGACUGCCUCUGCAGAAAGUCUGAUUCAGCUUGGUCUGGUGAAAGUAUGA
Penicillium daleae is the source of this 1047-nucleotide messenger RNA. RefSeq names its product SDR family oxidoreductase. Lineage: Eukaryota; Fungi; Ascomycota; Eurotiomycetes; Eurotiales; Aspergillaceae. The record is from RefSeq and is a predicted model, not a curated record. The transcript has a single exon. The coding region runs from base 1 to 1047 and encodes 348 amino acids. Gene Ontology annotation, molecular function: oxidoreductase activity, acting on the CH-OH group of donors, NAD or NADP as acceptor.